CGCUCGGGAUGUCCUCCGGACCCAAAACCAACCAGAAGCAGAGCGCCGCGCCGCAGCCAGCGCAGGCGCAGCCAUGGCCACCUCUUCCUCCUCGCCGCUCACCACGCUCCACUCCUCCUUCCUCUCCCCCACUCCUCCUCCCUCGCCAUGCAGCGUGGCGGCGCUGCCCCGCCGGCGGAGGCGGUGCGCCCGCAUCCGGGCCAUCGACCUCGACCAGAACACGAUUGUGGCCAUAUCGGUGGGCGUCGUCAGCAUCGCCGUCGGGAUAGGCGUUCCCGUCUUCUACGAGACCCAAAUCGACAAUGCCUCAAAGAGGGAGAACACACAGCCGUGCUUCCCCUGCAGCGGCUCUGGCGCGCAGGUAUGCAGGUUUUGCACUGGGAAGGGCAUUGUUACGGUAGUACUUGGCGCAGGCGAGACUGAAGAAUCAAAGUGUGUCAACUGCGAUGGCAUCGGCUCUUUGACAUGCACCACGUGCCAAGGCUCAGGGAUCCAACCACGCUAUCUUGACCGCAGGGAGUUCAAGGAUGACGAUUGAUUGAAGGUUUUGCUUAGUCUUGUGGUGGUGUGCCGAAGAUGUUGACAUCACUGCCUGAUUUGAGGAUGGCGUUGCUUAUUCAGAAGAGGGUGUACUCAUGAGGAUCCAUAUGCAUCUGAUUGUUUUGUGUUGUCUUAUAUUUGUCCCAGUUUGGUAAAUAUGUAUGGCAGUUAACCCUCCAGCGGCACAGAUGAUGCGAAUACGAGUGUUGGACAUUUUCCAUCAGAUGCAACAUACCGUGCUCUUUUAACUUUUGGAGUUAAUUAGCAUUAUGCUUGUGCUCGUGCUUAUAGUUAUAUACUUAUAUGUAAUGUGCAUACAAAUUCGAGUGACCAAUAUUGCCGUAAUCUGUAAGUGCAUGCUGGAUUGCUGACA
Molecule: messenger RNA, 913 nt
Organism: Setaria italica (foxtail millet)
Lineage: Eukaryota; Viridiplantae; Streptophyta; Magnoliopsida; Poales; Poaceae
Product: protein SPA, chloroplastic
Exons: 5
Coding region: 74-538 (154 amino acids)
Source: RefSeq, a predicted model, not a curated record